This is a messenger RNA of Mytilinidion resinicola, 753 nucleotides long. RefSeq lists its product as uncharacterized. The transcript is spliced from 4 exons. Lineage: Eukaryota; Fungi; Ascomycota; Dothideomycetes; Mytilinidiales; Mytilinidiaceae. The coding region runs from base 1 to 753 and encodes 250 amino acids. The record is from RefSeq and is a predicted model, not a curated record.
AUGGCCACCUGGAGCUUGAGCUGUUUCCGUGGACAACCUCGCGCUCUUGCGGCCAAAGACGUCUUACCUCCGGGAAGUAGACGAUGGACGGUGGAUCUGUAUCUUUCAGAUAAGGCUGCCUUCUUGGACCUGCAUUGUGAUGAUCUCAAGACAACCUUGAUUGAAGAACAUUCAUGUGAAAAGAAACCGGACGAUGGCGAAAUAUACCGCAAAAUCCGAGAAUACCAAGGAUAUGGAGGCGCACGGAACCCGUACUUUGAGAAACGAUGGUGGGCUCUUUUGUACGGGAUAUCUGACCAUAAGUUCGAUAACAUGAAGCAAAUCAUCCGAUAUCACGAUUUCAGAGCAGCUCGAUAUCCAGCUAGAUGUUCCUGGGCUUGCAGGAGGGAUGCACUUGGGCUCAACGCACAAAUGUUCGGGAUGAGGUGUCAUGAGGAAAUCUUACAUUACCUCGACAAUAUCAGGGAAUCUUGGACCAAGAUCUUUCGUAAAUAUAGGCAAGCGAUGCUGAAGAUGCGUAGUGACAAGAUUUUCAGCGCUUUUACCGACCAAGAACGCGAAGUUAUAUGGACAGAUAUACUGUCCGCCUCUGUCGACCGUCUAAUCUCGUCUCUUUCGAGCUUCUUUACAGAUGUUAACUACUUAGAAGAUCCAGCCGACCGCGUAAAAACCUUGAUGGAAUUGUGGCCGGGAGAAACCGUGUCGUCUGCCUUAGAACGGAUCUUUCGUGACGUCAACCAGGAAACCGAUUGA